Molecule: messenger RNA, 942 nt
Organism: Acanthosepion pharaonis
Lineage: Eukaryota; Metazoa; Mollusca; Cephalopoda; Sepiida; Sepiidae
Source: the annotation of a GenBank genome assembly
AUGAGAUGCAUCUAUCUAUCUAUCUAUCUAUCUAUCUAUCUAUCUAUCUAUCUAUCUAUCUAUCUAUCUAUCUAUCUCAGUCUGUCAUCUAUCUAUCUAUCUAUCUAUCUAUCUAUCUAUCUAUCUGCCCAUAUCUAUGUAUCUGUUCAUAUCUAUCUAUCUAUUUAUCUGUUCAUAUCUAAGUAUCUAUCUCAGUCUGGCCAUAUCUCUAUCUGUCUUUCGGUCUGCUUGUUCAUAUCUAUCUAUCUAUCUAUCUCGACGCAAUUUAUGUAUCUAUCUCAGUCUGCCCAUCUAUCUAUCUAUCUAUCUAUCUAUCUCGAUCUUCUGCCUAUCUGUCUAUCUAUUUGUUCACAUCCCUCUAUCUGUCUGAUCAUAUCUAUCUAUUUAUCUAUCUAUGCAUCUAUCUAUCUCGGUAUAUUCAUAUCUAAAUAUGUAUGUAUGUUAUAUCAAUAUAUCUAUUUCACUCUGCUAUCUAUCUAUCUCGGUCUGUUCAUAUCUAUCUAUCUAUCUUUCAGUCUGCCCAUAUAUCUAUCUAUCUAUCUUUCAGUCUGCCCAUCUAUCUAUCUAUCUAUCUAUCUAUCUAUCUAUCGAUCUAUCUAUCUAUCUCGGUCUAUUCAUAUCUAUCUAUCUAUCUAUCUAUCUAUCAGCCUGACAAUAACCCGGAUCUAUCUAUCUAUCUAUCUAUCUAUCUAUCUAUCUAUCUAUCUAUCUAAAUUUGUUCACAUCUAUCUAUUUAUGUAUGUAUGUAUGUAUGUAUGUAUGUAUCUUAGUUUGUUCAUAUAUCUAUCUCACUGUUUAUAUCUAUCUAUCUAUCUAUCUAUCUAUCUAUCUAUUUAUGCCUGUUCAUAUCUAUCUAUCUGUCUAUCUAUCUAUCUCAAUUUGUUCAUAUCUAUCUAUCUAUCUAUCCAUCUAUCUAAAUUCGUUCAACUCUAUCUAUCUUAA